Messenger RNA from Carassius carassius (crucian carp), 2658 nucleotides. RefSeq names its product BTB/POZ domain-containing protein 2-like. Gene Ontology annotation, cellular component: cytosol; P-body. NCBI's taxonomy places the organism in Eukaryota, Metazoa, Chordata, Actinopteri, Cypriniformes, Cyprinidae. Gene Ontology annotation, molecular function: protein binding. The transcript has 9 exons. The record is from RefSeq and is a predicted model, not a curated record. Bases 44 to 1711 code for a protein of 555 amino acids. Gene Ontology annotation, biological process: neurogenesis.
GCGAUUUGUUUACUCAUUCAGCGGGUGCGCGCUUCAGUCCAAGAUGGCUGCUGGAGACAAUAGCGGUCGGGUUCCGUGUUUAAAUUUGUCGAUACCCGGACCUUUGGGUAACAGCCAACCGAGCAACAGUCCUUACGCUUUGGCUGCGAGUCACCGCGGAACCGCUGGAGGCGGCGGCGGAGGCUCUCAGAACGUAACGAGACGCUCAAAUCCCCAACCGGGGCCUGCGGGCCUGGAAAUCCCCGGCGUUGCCUUAGGACCGCCGCCGAACCUGAUGAACUCUCUCCCGGCUGUGGCGCCGCCGGCUUCUGCCGCCUCGAACAUGACUGGAAACCCGUCAAACGCACCGGUGACCCCGGCGACACACCCGUCUCUGUCCGCAGCCGCCGUGCUCGUGUACCGGGAGCCCGUUUAUAACUGGCAGGCGACGAAGACCACCGUGAAAGAGAGAUUUGCGUUUUUGUUCAAUAAUGAAGUACUGAGUGAUGUUCACUUUCUAGUGGGCAAAGGCAUCGGAGUCCAGCGGAUACCUGCGCACAGGUUUGUUCUAGCCGCUGGCAGUGCAGUCUUUGAUGCCAUGUUUAAUGGAGGCAUGGCCACCACAUCCACAGAGAUCGAGCUUCCUGAUGUAGAGCCUGCUGCAUUCCUCGCACUGCUCAAGUUCCUGUACUCUGAUGAGGUUCAAAUCGGACCCGAGACGGUGAUGACGACUCUCUACACCGCUAAGAAAUACGCCGUCCCUGCUCUGGAGGCCCAUUGUGUGGAGUUUCUGAAGAAGAACCUGCGUGCAGACAAUGCGUUCAUGCUGCUCACACAGGCCAGACUGUUCGAUGAGCCGCAGCUUGCCAGCUUGUGCCUGGAGAACAUCGACAAAAACACCGGAGACGCUCUGGCUGCUGAGGGAUUCACAGAUAUUGAUCUGGACACGCUGGUGGCGGUGUUGGAGAGAGACACUCUGGGCGUGCGUGAGGUGCAUCUGUUCGGAGCCGCGGUGCGCUGGGCAGAAGCUGAGGCUCAUCGACAGCAGCUGCAGCCCACGCCGGAGAACAAGAGACGUGUGCUGGGGAAAGCCCUCAAUCUCAUCCGCUUCCCGCUCAUGACCAUCGAGGAGUUCGCCGCAGGUCCUGCUCAGUCGGCCAUCCUGACGGACAGACAGGUGGUGAGUCUGUUCCUGCACUUCACGGUGAAUCCUAAACCACGUGUGGAGUUCAUCGACCGGCCGCGCUGCUGUCUGCGAGGGAAAGAGUGCAGCAUCACGCGCUUCGGGCAGGUGGAGAGCCGCUGGGGGUACAGCGGGACCAGCGACCGCAUCCGGUUCUCUGUGAAUCGCAGGAUAUUUAUCGUGGGGUUCGGCCUCUAUGGAUCCAUUCACGGACCGACAGACUAUCAGGUCAACAUACAGAUCAUUCACACGGACAGUAACACAGUUCUGGGUCAGAACGACACAGGCUUCAGCUGCGAUGGAUCCGCCAGCACCUUCAGAGUCAUGUUCAAGGAGCCGGUGGAGGUCCUGCCCAACGUCAAUUACACGGCCUGUGCCACAUUAAAGGGUCCGGACUCUCACUACGGCACUAAAGGCAUGAGGAAGGUCACGCACGAGUCGUCCGGCUCCGGCACCAAAACCAGCUUCACCUUCUGCUACGCCGCGGGAAACAACAACGGCACGUCUGUGGAGGACGGACAGAUCCCAGAGAUCAUCUUCUACACGUAGUCUCCGCUGGUGUCCGUGAUAUUGCACUCGACCGUAACGCUGUAUUCAGAGAACUGACCGUCUUUGGGGUGGGGGGGGGUCUGUCAUUAAUAACACAUAGUAACAAUUGCGAUUAGACUUUGAGGCUGACUGUUAACAUGCAAAUGUAUCUUUAUUUUUGCGUAUCUGAUUUUGCAUCUGGGUUGUAAUUAAAACUCUUGCCAAACCUGCACCUCACAGUGUUUAAGAGCUUUACACUUAUAGGAAUAGUUCACGCACAAAUGAGUCCGGUUUGGAGAAAUGUAGCAUUGAAUCAGUGUAGUGAAUGGGUGCCGUCAGAAUGAGAGUCUGGUAAAAGCAUCACAAUAAUCCACACCAGUUAUCAUCUUGUGAAGACAGAAGAAAUACAUCAAGAUGUCGCUUUAAUGGCUGACGGCACCCAUUCACUGCAGAGCAUCCAUUGAGGAGGCACUGAUGCAAUGCUACAUUUCUACAAACCUGAUAAAGACACAAACUCAUCCACAUCUUGGAUUAGACUUUCAAAAAAUAUUAAUUUUGGGGUGUACUGUUGCUUUAAUUCUUAUCUCAAUAAAGCAGAUUUUGAUGUGUAUGCAACUAAUGAUUUGCGCAUUAGCAAGAAGCAAUAUUUAAAUAUUUUGUCAGUGCAUUUGGAUGAAAACUGUGUAUUUUAGAUUAUAUUAAAAAAAAAAUGCUAUCAAAUCAAGUUUGCGUUAUGCUUCUGCACAGCAGUGAUUGUAGACCAGAGAGAAGCGGUCUGAUCUUCUCUAAUGUGCCAAGGUUUUCCUUCGAUGUUCCUCAUACAUUCAGCACUUAAUUUAACAAGAGGCCGAGACUCAUUCAGGAACAGUAUUUAUUUACAGCGUGAAGCUCAGCUCUCGUGCAAACACACGCUCGCGUUUCUGGAUUGUUGAUGUAUGACUACUCGUGUUCAAUAAAGAUGAAUCCUU